AUGACCAAAAUACACGAUAUAAAAUACAUCGAUGAAAUCAACUAUGCAAUUGAGGGAUUUUCAAGUGGAGAUGAGGAAUGCUCGUUGCAGAUGAUUAUCAAGAUGAUGCAGGAUGAGCAUUUUAAGGCAUUCAUGAAAGAAUCAAAAUAUCUUGUACAGGUUGUGUAUGCAAUGGCUAAUGCAAAGACACCAACAAGGUUGUGCAGUGAAGCAUUACAUGUAAUCACGGAGGCAUUCAAUCCUUACUCCUUUGAAGACAUGGAUGCAUUAUUUGGCAUACUACUGCAAAUAUUGAAUAGCUCGUUAUGCAAUGAGUGCAUGCAUUCAUGCAUUGCUUCACAAGUAAAUAAAAUAAUUGGAAUAAUGCGCAGGAUUCCAAUUAGGUGGUACUGCAGAUACACUGAAUGUAUAGAUCUUGAGAAGCUCAUUCAUGAAUUGCAGAUACUGAUUGGAAAGCGAGUUGUGAAAUGGAGUAGGUUUGUGUGUUUGGUAUUAUCUACGUGUUGUAAGUUUACGCUUGAGGAUAAAUUCAUCGGUAGGAUGCUUACAAGACGAGAUUACAGAACACUUGGGAUAUACACACAAUCUGAAGAGAAUGUUGUCAGACUUGCAUCGAGAGAUUUUGUGAUGCAUAGGCUUGCUAAUGCAGUGCGUAGCGAAUUUGGCAAUAGAAGUAGAAAAGUGAUUAGUAUGAAUGAUAGUGAAUUAUGCACAUCAACAAAUGCUGUGGUGAUUAUUGAUCGAAUUGAUGCGCAUGAGAAAGCGAGCAAUACAUCUAGAUGCGAAAAUGCAAAGAGAGACCUACUUGCGGUAAUGAUAAAUUUGGCAUGUGUGAAUAUUUGCCUGGACAUACCAUUAAAACUGAUUGAAGAGAUGCACAAUACAACAGACAGUACUACAAAGUGUUAUGCAGCAAUGCUUCUACUCGUAUCACCAAAUUUUAUGAAUGAGUUGCCGUGCAUUGAUGUAGAGAGUCUUAAACAAAAUGCCAGGAGACUUGAAUAUGCUGCUAAUUGUUUGGUGAGUAAGACACAUCUGAGUAGAUUGAUUAGCCUGCUGUAUAAGAGUGGAUAG
Ordospora colligata OC4 is the source of this 1074-nucleotide messenger RNA. RefSeq lists its product as uncharacterized. The coding region runs from base 1 to 1074 and encodes 357 amino acids. The record is from RefSeq and is a predicted model, not a curated record. The transcript has a single exon. Lineage: Eukaryota; Fungi; Microsporidia; Ordosporidae.